CCAAAAUUUACAUCGAACCACAUCAAACCGUGUGUACCGAAAUCGAUCAGUCGAAAGAUCAUUUAUCGCAAGUGGCGGAUCCGACGCUCCGGCUCCGGUAUCCGACGUUUCGCUUUCCGUGAGACUCGCCUUACACACUUUGUAUUCCGUGACGUCUUUGAGUAUUGCCAGAUGUUGCAUGCUGUUAGGAAUUACGAUGAGGACAAGGAACGAAUUAGUGACUUUCUUAGAACAUUCUGCCGUACAAGUGAAUCAGGAAUCAAGCAUUUUAUUUACAGCGAACAGCUGACCAUCAUUGCCAAUCGGGAGCAGAUUGCUCUGUAUAUCUCAUUGAGUGAUCUUUCAGAUCACUCCGUAGAAUUGGCAGAGGCGGUUGAAGCCAACGUGCUUCGGUAUCAAAAGCUUUUCGCUGAGGUUGUGGAUCGCCUACUGCCUGAUUACCGCACAUCCGAGCUUGUACCCCAAGAUGUCCUCGAUAUCUUCAUUGAUCAUCGCAUCAGAAUGGAACAGCGAAUACGUGCUGAAGAUGUAAACAUGGCCGCACGUCCUUUAAAUGCCCAAAGUGCCUCCUUGUCUAACGUCGACUUGGAUGAAAUACGUUCGCGAUUCCCUCCAGAACUGAUGCGCCGUUUCGAAGUGUAUUUUUCGGGCCGACAGGAUCGCAAAGCUCUUAGCGUCCGCAGUGUGCUUGCGUCUCAGAUCGGGCGACUUAUCCAAGUUCGAGGACUGGUCACUCGCGCUACUGAAGUGAAACCGUUGAUUUCAGUUGCCACAUAUACAUGCAACCGAUGUGGUGCUGAAACGUAUCAGG
This is a messenger RNA of Dicrocoelium dendriticum, 811 nucleotides long. Lineage: Eukaryota; Metazoa; Platyhelminthes; Trematoda; Plagiorchiida; Dicrocoeliidae. The record is from the annotation of a GenBank genome assembly.